Homalodisca vitripennis (glassy-winged sharpshooter) is the source of this 2321-nucleotide messenger RNA. Its product is annotated as sodium/hydrogen exchanger 9B2-like. Gene Ontology annotation, molecular function: antiporter activity. Gene Ontology annotation, cellular component: membrane. The coding region runs from base 597 to 2264 and encodes 555 amino acids. The record is from RefSeq and is a predicted model, not a curated record. Gene Ontology annotation, biological process: proton transmembrane transport. NCBI's taxonomy places the organism in Eukaryota, Metazoa, Arthropoda, Insecta, Hemiptera, Cicadellidae. The transcript is spliced from 12 exons.
CGCUACAACAGUGUUUGAUGGAUGUCUAUGUUUUAAGUGCGGACAGUUGGCAGACAUUUACUUUUUCUGUUAAAACAUCUGUGCAAACGUAAACUUAUGUUCGAGUACCUAGACAGACCAGCCUGAUUUAACCUAUAUUGUUCCAAAUUUAGUGGAUUUAUUAUUUCAGUUCUUUUUCUUUUGAAUACUUGGGAUAGUUAUUGGAUGUGAUUUUUAAGUUCAAGCAGAAAAUGUCGAGGUCUAGAAUUGGUGGCAGUAAGUUGUGGGUGCAUGGUCGUUUUGCUUUCUUUUUGACAGUGUACAGCACAUCGAAUGUCAAAUUUAAACCUAAAAGGACUGGGAAAAUAUUUGCUAUGUUGUACAGUUGUUGUGAAUAAUGAUAGAACCUCACAAAUGCUUUGGCACACAGAAGGCGGACGGUUUCGUUUUCGGAAACCGUUCAGGAAAAGAUCGACGAGGUUGUUGAUAUUUUAGAAGCUGAGAAUGCGAUAAAACAAGUUGAUGAUGAGCUCCGGCAAUCCUUCCAGUCACAACGGAACCGGAAGCACAGUAUCUACUCCUUUACAAGUGACUUACCAGAGGGCGCUCAGAAAGUUAUGAAUUUUUCCAAUCGAGGCGAUGGCAGAAAACCAAAGGUUUCAUUUUCGACCGUUCAUGACAACGUCGCUGGGGUUGUUGAGAGUAUAGAUGCUGAGAGUGCAAUCGAUGAGAACGAUCAAUUGGAAGAUGAGAUCCCGAAACCUUUACCAAGGCGAACCCGAAGGCACAGUAUCUACUCCUUCACAAGUGACCUGCCAGACGGUGCACAGAAAGUUUUAGAUUUUUUCGAGAGGUUGGGCCGAGGGCUGUGGAACCACUCUGACAGUCUGUGGGCACAGUUCUUAUCAUGGACGAUGCUUGUGUUGCUACUGUGGGCAAUGCUCUACACCAUUGUCGAGGAGAAUGUGGGCAUUGACGGAGAUCUAUUUAGGUUAUUGGUGCUGUUGAUAACUGCUCACCUGGUCGGUCAGCUGACAUUGCUAGUCGGACUGCCCCCUCUCCUUGGCAUGACCAUCACUGGAGUCUUCCUCCGCAACAUCGGCUUCUAUCACCCAGCCAAGGGCCAGUACAAGGACUUUACACGUACCCUCAAGCAGUUGGCCACAACGGUUGGUAUGGUGCGUGCCGGAGGGAGACUGGUGCCUGAUGCCAUCUAUGUCGCCCUCCACUGCCACCAGAGUCUGAGGAUAUGCGGUCUCGGGAUGGUACCUUCCUUUCUGGAGGCCAUGGUUACUGCAGUCAUCUCAUACCUGGCACUGGCCUAUCCUCCCAUCUGGGCUCUCUGUCUGGGGUUCCUUCUGUGCCCCAACUCUCCUGCUGUGAUCACGCCCCCGAUGGAGGAACUGAUGGCAAUGGGAUAUGGAGAGGGGAAGCAUGUGGGAGUGUUGGUUCGAGGAGCUGCUGGCCUCGAUGUAGCUUUCUCUGUAUCCCUCUUCGACAUCUGCCUCGCACUUCUUUUCCACUUUAGAGACCUAAAUGCUGCCCAGGCUAUGGGAAAGGGAAGCUAUGAUUUGAUGGUGGAUGUUGUUGGGGGAUGUUUCCUGGGCCUUCUGGCUGGACUUCUUCCAGUGCAAGACAAUACAGCUGCAGUGUGGAAGCGGACAAUCGCAGUGACAGCAGGAGGUAUGAUAGCCAUUGUCUCGGGGCCCAAGGUGGGACUGCCAGGCACAGGACCUCUCUCUAGCAUCUGCACAGGGUUCGUGGCAACCAUGCUGUGGAAGUUGCAGACACCGCUUAGCUCUAAGACGCUGGUGAACACAAUCUUCCAAGGCUCAUGGGUCGUGUUGUGCCCGAUACUGUUUGCCUCUACGGGCUCUGAUGUCGAUAUGUCCAUUUUGGAUUGGACCACCAUAACGUGGAUGCUGGGUAUCGUACUAGUCACCGUAAUUGUUCGCUUAUUGGGAUGUUUCCUUGUCCUGUUUGGGGGAGAGUUCAACUGGAAGGAGAUGUUAUUUGUUGGCCUCAUAUUCCAGGGCAAGGCUACAAAUCAGGCCGCGCUGGCACCCAACCUUCUCUACACCUCCUGGAAGUCGGAAUAUCCUGAGGAUGCACACAGAGCAGCCGAAUCUGUGGCGAUGGGGGUGUUGUCUAUCCUGGUGUGCACCCCUCUGGCCCACCUGGGGGCCCGGCUCGGGGGACCAUAUCUGCUGUCCAAACAAGAGCCACCCCGGCCCCCUCCAACUGAACCGGAGCCUGAAAACACAGAUGCCAAACCAGAUGCAUAACCUCCACCUCAAUUUGUAUAAAAGCUUUGUAAAUAAACGUUAUAUUAUUUAUAGAAA